GCCUCCUCUCUAAAAACCUCGUCAAGCGCGCAGUAGGCUAACGCUUUCAUUCCUAUCUUCCCAGAGACCAGCUACGACCCAGACACUAUAGGAAACUUCAACGAGCGACCGAUGGCACAGAACGAGUAGGGCAGACAACACCCUCACGAUUUUCUAGCCCUACGGUGUAUGGAAAUUGAUCCUGGAUGGACCUGGGCGAAAACAGCUGGUCCAUGGUCAAGCAAGAAGUGUCCAGCAGCCCAGGGUCACCGGCUGAACAGAGCUACUUACACGGCGGUCAGGACAGGAGGGACAGUCACGGCCACGCGCACGACUCGGAGGGACUCAGGUCACCGCCGACAACCGAUCAACUUGACUUAGUGGGACACCGGCGCGACGAGGGGCCAGUUAGACCAUCUCUACACUCCUACGUUCACUUCGGACACGGACACCACAACAACAACAUUGCCCUGCCCACCACAGAGGACAUCACGCUGUUCACGGAUUUAGACCAGGGCAACAAACUAAUCAUCUCUAGUGGAGCGCACCCGCACCACAAGGGGGGCCUUAUCGUCGACCCCAGCGACAUGUAUCAAACACUAGCCAUCGCGGCGGCACACCAGAGCCAGGCGGGGUACGACUCGCCCUCUGGGGGCUAUAUGCACUCCAACCCCAACUCUCCAGUGUAUGUACCGAGCUCCCGGGUGGGACCCAUGAUAUCCAGCCUCCCUUAUUUGCAAGCCAGCGGGUCGGCACAGCCUAGUCAUGCGGUCACAAGCCAUUCAGUCUGGUCGCAGUCUACUCCGGAGAGUCCCUCCUACAGCACCGGGAGUCCUCAUACCUCCAACCGUUUCCAUUACCCUCCAAGCCCGCCAAUGAACAACGUAGCGUCCAGGGAUAACGGCUACAGUAACCCACUGAAUGUGGGCAGUCGAGACCAGUACGGUCUCCCUCGGCCCCUCGGUGGAUCCUACGCCAGUCCCUACUCCCCGUAUGUUGGACCGCAGCUAUCCCAGUUGUCCUCGCCUUGGCCUGGAGGACCAUUCGAUAACACCAUGUUGCACACUUUGCAAAGCAGAGGUGCGCCCUUGACGAUUCGAGGACCCAAUGGAGAUAUUCUCGACGACCUGGGAGAGAGCAGGGAAUGCGUCAACUGCGGCUCCAUCUCAACGCCGCUCUGGAGACGCGAUGGCACGGGCCACUUUCUCUGCAACGCCUGCGGCCUGUACAGCAAAAUGAAUGGACUCAGUCGGCCAUUAAUUAAACCACAGAAGCGGAUGUCAUCAUCCCGGCGAAUCGGCCUCUCCUGCGCCAACUGUCAGACGAGCACAACCACCUUGUGGCGCAGAAACGCAGAAGGAGAACCGGUCUGCAACGCAUGUGGGCUCUACACAAAAUUACAUGGAGUACCUCGGCCGCUCGCAAUGAAGAAAGAGGGAAUUCAGACGAGGAAAAGAAAACCUAAAACUUUGAACAAAACCAAGGGAUCCUCUGGAAAUAGUAAUUCAGUCGCCAUGACUCCGACGUCGACGUCUUCUUCCAACUCUGAAGACUGCUCGAAGAACAGCUCUCCCAACACGCAGGUCCAGUCCUCUGUCCUGAGUGGACCAGCUGAUGGCUCAGGCUCUGAUGGCUCUGCCGUCGUGAAGUACCCAGGCCAGGAUAGUCUCUACACCAGUGUGGGCCUCACCCAGUCUCCAGACAUAGCCGGCUCCGUCAGGGGAGAGUCCUGGUGCCCCAUGGCUCUUGCCUGAGUCAUGAGCUGUGGAUGGAACCCACCACACUAUCCUCUCUCUCUCUCUCUGGAUGUCCUGCUGCUGUGUGGUGGAAAUAUUCUGUGCCUUGAUGGUUCUGGGUCUGUUUCCUACUUCCCAGCUAACAACAGUUGGACAGAGACAGCCCCCCCCCCCCCCCCCUCCACGCUCAUGCAAGUUUGAAACGUCUGUGGAAUAUUUGGGAUUGAUUUCCAGAAUUAUAUGAGAAAACCUUAGUGCCUUAACAGAAAGGGAAAUAUGUGAGAGGAGGCCUGUUGAUGCAUUCUUGACACUCUGCAGUUCGGAUGUGUUCCGGACCGACCUGCUGUUCUCUCUCUCUCUCUCUCUCUCUCUCUCUCUCUCUCUCUCUCUCUCUCUCUCUCUCUCUCUCUCUCUCUCUCUCUCUCUCUCUCUCUCUCUCUCUCUCUCUCUCUCUCUCUCUCUCUCUCUCUCUCUCUCUCUCUCUCUCUCUCCUCUCCUCUCCUCUCCUCUCCUCUCCUCUCCUCUCCUCUCCUCUCCUCUCCUCUCCUCUCCUCUCCUCUCCUCUCCUCUCCUCUCCUCUCCUCUCCUCUCCUCUCCUCUCCUCUCCUCUCCUCUCCUCUCCUCUCCUCUCCUCUCCUCUCCUCUCCUCUCCUCUCCUCUCCUCUCCUCUCCUCUCCUCUCCUCUCCGCUCUCGCUCUCGCUCUCGCUCUCUUUCUCUCGCUCAGCUAUGGAGGUGGAUAAAAUGUCUGAAAUGAAGAAACCUGUACAUAAUGUUAUGGAUUCCCCCACUCAAGACUAAGGUGGUUAAUUGGAUAUUAGUGCUUAAGAAAAGCGCAACCAUGCAUACAGAGGACAUUUUGAUUAUCAUUUUUUUGCAACUGGAAUCAAGCUAUCAAGUUACCAAGACAACCUUCCUGAAUCAAGAGAAAGUAUUUAUUAAUCUUCCAUUGUUGAAAAUAUGACUAUGAUUGUUAAAUAAAGAUAUGAACAUAGAGUAGAACUGAAACAACAAAAAAAUCUUAUAUCUUUGUUUUUUAAUAUACUUUUGUAUUUCCUUAUCUCUUGUUGAGUUAGUAGUUGUUUAACAGUGAUCGUAAAUCUGCACGUUUUUCCACUGAUAGCUCUCACUGUAUCUGACUGAAACUCUUGGUUUUAAACAGGGUAUCAAAGACUGCGACAUCCUAUGUCGGUCAGUUUUUGUUUUGAAUGAUUAACUCAAUUCGCAAAUAAUUAAAUCCUACAGAUUAAAUUAAAAUGCUCUUCACUUUAUGGUACUAUUUUUUAAAGAAAUUGGUAGAAGUGGGUUUUUUUAGGCGAGGAAAAGAGAGAACAUGUCCGCAAAAUCUUUGACACGUGUACAACAGCUAGCUAAGUACUGUUUGAAUGAAUGGCACCCACAAUUGUUUUAUAGAUGCAUAUUUUUGUUACAAUACAAAACGGCAAAAGAAGACUGCUGCAAUAUUAUCUGGCUGCAACAAAGACUACCUAACUGGUAGAAACAGUAUACAUUUAUACAUGCAUUUGAUGUUUAUAUACAAUUUGACAAAAAUGAAAUGAAAAGGCUAAAUAAGGUCAACAUAAAAUACUGUAAUGUUGCUAUAUGGACAAACAUAUGCGGAAUUGAUAAAUUGCCCCUAAUAAGUUUUUGGUUGAUAAAAGAGUAAUGGCUGUUCCUACAACCAACUGUAGACUGUCAUAAAACAAAAUUAGUCAAUGAGAAAAAUGUUACACAUUUACCCACGGUGAUGAAACUGUAGCUUCAAUUGAGAAUAAUCUUAAAAGUGUGAUUUAUGCCAAUAAUUAUGUUUCAGUGACGUGAAAAUAUUCAUCUGUAGGUAGAAAACAACCUUUCACUGGUUUCAAGACAUAAUGACCUUAUAUGACAAAUCACUGUUGAUUUUGGUUUGACUCAACACGCAACAAAAAGUGGAAUACAAACGCGCCCUUGUAUUUUUACUCAAAAUAUGUCAAAAGCUCUACAGUACAUAUUCCUGACUUUCAACUUUUGAAGUGGAAAUAUGACUUUCCCAUUCAAUACACAGAUCAUACUGUAUGUCUCCCUCUCCACCAGCAGGGGUGUGAAUGGCGCCUCGCUCAGCAGAACUCUCGGUGGAUCCAUUUUAGGGCCAGACAAAUUCCUCUCGUUCUCUGGGGAAUGUCAAUUUUCGGUGGAAUGAAUCUGAAGGUCAUUGUGAAACUGCCGUUUUAAAAUGCAUUUCAGUUUCACCAUCAGGGUCGUUCAGCUGAAACGGGGCCUGGUAAUAGUUUUUUUUCUGGACUUAUUUAUUUUUUGAAAUAUCAUGUUUAUUAAUAACAUUGUUUUUCCAAUUUUUUUUGUUUGGAUAUUUGUAUUUCUUUGGUUGGUUGUUUUUAUCCUUGAUACAGUUUUAAAUGAUAUUAUUUCAAUAUUUGAAAUAAAUUGUUCUGUUGAUAUGUGAAUUUUGGAAUAAUUGCCCAUCUUAGAAUAUUUUAAGGAAAUCUACACGUUGUUGGUGUGUCGUUGUAUCACAGUGUUUUUGUGGUAUGUGCCAGAGUUUGCAGCAAGAGUUUUAGCUCCAUCUAGCCAAUUGCUGUGAAGGUACAUAUAACCAUUUUGAAAUUGUGAUAUUAAAUAACCCCUUAUAUUUGAAUAAUAUGUAGACAUUUGUUGUUAUAUUGGCAUUAAAUAAAUUGGCAGUGGUACUCCUCACUUAAAUUCUUUCACCUCAUGAUUCAGGGAGGUUCGAAAAAAGCUAGUAGCCUACGGAUAUUCCGAAAUAUAAAUCGCCUUAGCCUACUUUCCAUUUUUUUUUUUAAAUUGAACUUGUAUGAAGAUUUCCACUAUAUUACAUCAUGCUGGAAUAAUAAACCAAACGUUAUCAAAACGUUUAUUAAAACUGUGUACAGUUUGUACAUUUUUAAGAUGGUACCUUCAAGGGAAAUAUGUUAUGAGAAGCUGCAAUGGAUCCCCGAGGGUUUUGAAUUUCCAGACAGUGUUGGUCUAGUUGUUUUCUCAUUCUGUAUUAAAAUGAGCCUUUCCUCUUA
Messenger RNA from Oncorhynchus kisutch (coho salmon), 4739 nucleotides. RefSeq names its product GATA binding protein 6 (gene gata6). Lineage: Eukaryota; Metazoa; Chordata; Actinopteri; Salmoniformes; Salmonidae. The record is from RefSeq and is a predicted model, not a curated record. The transcript is spliced from 7 exons. Gene Ontology annotation, cellular component: nucleus. Gene Ontology annotation, molecular function: zinc ion binding; DNA-binding transcription factor activity, RNA polymerase II-specific; RNA polymerase II cis-regulatory region sequence-specific DNA binding. The coding region runs from base 186 to 1733 and encodes 515 amino acids. Gene Ontology annotation, biological process: positive regulation of transcription by RNA polymerase II; negative regulation of transcription by RNA polymerase II; epithelial cell differentiation.